Molecule: messenger RNA, 2288 nt
Organism: Dermacentor albipictus
Lineage: Eukaryota; Metazoa; Arthropoda; Arachnida; Ixodida; Ixodidae
Source: RefSeq, a predicted model, not a curated record
AGUGUCCAGGUAAACAUCAGGUCAACGUCAAGCGUGCUUGUUACUGAGAGAGCGAAGUGGAUGAGGAAUGAAAAGGGCUUGAGGAGCCAGUUGCUUCAACUGCAACAGACAGUCGACAGGUACAAAAUGGAAUUGAAAACGCUACACGAGGAUGCCCUAGUGGCGGAUGUUUCUUACAUCAAGGAAAGGGCGGAAGAAAAGGAACGUGCAGCUCAUUUCUUGAUUGAUCAAAUCCAGAACUUCAGAAAGAAGAGGCCAAGCUGGUGUGAGGAGACAACCCGACGUUGUGUAGCAUUAAGGCAUCUCUCGGCAAGGGCAUAUGAACACAUUCGCGGUGAAAUGCUUCUGAAGCUUCCUUGCAGGAAGACGUUAAGCAACUAUUUCGGAACAACUAGUGGAGAAACAGGCUUCAGCAAACUUGCCGAAGAUCGCCUUAGAGUAGAAGCUGAGAGCUUGAGUGUACCGCAGUCGAGAGUGUGCUCACUCAUUGUCGAUGAAAUGAAGAUCAAGGAAAAGCUGCAGUACAACAAACAACAGGACUGCUUUGGGGGGCACGCCGACGUCUCUUUGGAACAGCAGGGUGGUGACCUCACCUUAGCGAACUCUCUUCUCUGCUUCCUAAUCACUGGACUCUCGACAUCGUAUCGCAUUCUAGUGGCCUACUAUUUUACCAAAGGGUUAGCAGGCCCACAGCUUCACAAGUUGUUGAUUUUUGUGCUUGACAAAGUAGAGGCCUGUGGUUUCAGGGUAGUUCGUUUAGUAAGUUAUAACCACAAAGUGAAUGUCAGUGCCAUGAAACUUCUUGGAGAUGGUCUUCUUACGUACAGGAUAACACAUCCCUGCGACUCUAACAGGCUCCUCUUUCUAAGUUUCGAUCCCUGCCAUGUUUUAAAGAAUGUUCGCUCGCAGUUUUUGGCACGAGACUUUGGUCCGAAAGGAGAGGUCUCGUCCUGCUACAUCAAGAAGCUCUACGAACUACAGAAGGACCUGGUUGUAAAGCCUGUCCGUUACCUCAGCCGCAAACAUGUUUACCCGAAUAAUAUAGAAAAAAUGAAUGUCGCACGGGCAAUUCAGGUUCUGUCGCCUGAUGUUACUGCGGCCCUGGAGCAUCUCAGGAACCAAGCUGGGCACACAUCAAGUUUCUCAUUCGCGGAUGCAGGCCUGACCAUCAUUUUCAUGCAGAACAUGUACCGCUGGUUCGUGCUGCAUGACACGAGUAAUACAACCCAGCACAUCCACAAAAGAUGGCCCGACACUCGGCAAUUCGACGAUGCCGAAGAUGCUAGACUGGAGUGGCUUGAGGCAACGCUGCCCAUGUACUUGGACAAACUGAAGAAAAGCUGCGGAGGUAAAAAGGAAUUUUUUACGAAAGAAACGUACGAAGCAUUGCUUCUGACCACGUAUUGCACAGUUGCCUGCAUUAAGUACUUGCUCACAGAGGAGAAGUUCCUGUUUGUCCUCACUCGCAAGUUUAACAGUGACCCGAUCGAGUUACUGUUUGGCACAUUGCGAAUGUCCGCCGGUUGCAAUGACACACUGAAUGUUCGUUCUGUUUUGUCAGGCCUGGAGAAGAUUCUGAAAACUGGAAUUGCAGCAUCCAGUGUGUCAUCAAAUGUUACUCACCGUGAACGUGCACAAAUGUCGACAGGUACCCUGCACACUGAAUCUUCUCCUUCGCCAGCACAGCAGCUUCCUCAGCUACAGAGAGCUGCAUGUGUUUUGCAACGGCUCAACACGACAGUCUUGCCGCAGAAGUUGCCUACACUUGAAAUUUUGGCAACUGCUUACGUUGGGGGCUAUAUUGCCCGUGUAAUAAACGAGCACAUGCGUUGUGAAAGUUGCACUUCAGUCUGCACGAAGCCUGCAAGCAAUAAACAAAUCUUGCAGUUGACACGCAGCCAGGACCGCGGUGGGCUGCUUUACCCGUCAGACCAGUUGCUGUUCGCCGUUGAUGUGCUAAGGACAUUUACUGAUCGUGCCCUGAAGGAUAACCCUACUCUGCAGAAGCCAUUGUCAACACUGGUGAAGUAUGCUGUGCCAGCCCUGUGUGCUUCAAACCUGCUCAAGUGCAAAGACAGUGAUGCCAUUCACAGAGUUAAGCUCAUGGAGCUGAUAUCUGUUCGGUUUUUGAGGCCACUGCUAGUGAACUAUGCAUUCAACGUCAGUGACAAGCAUGAUGCCUUCAAAUACUUUUCAAAAAAGCCUAUGUCCAGGAAAUAUGUGAAGCUGUAAGUGCUUAGCGGCUACUGAAAGUACAGGUGCUUAUAAAUAAAUUUUUUUUCAUGAAA